AUGCCAAACUCUCGAGCAGAUCUUUAUCAAGUCUUGUUUUUAUGGCUUUUCAUUGCUACCAUGAGUCUUCAAGUGUCUGGCCAAGGACCGUCUAGCACUGAUUUUGUAGUUAAUUGGCGAACGACUGCCAUCGUUAAAGACCCUAAUGGUUCAGUGGUACUCACAAUGCAACAAAAUCGUCAAUGCGGCGCUCCGGAUCCAGACGAUGACCACCACCGUGACUUCACAUGGAAAGACGCUAACCCGAACUUACCAACUCAAUGGAAGGUACAGCUGUCUUACGCAGACGAUGUACCAUUCCAUGAUCGUAGGGGACAUUGCAGCGCAAGGAGUAAAGCUACCUUUGACGUGAAGAUAGGAGGUGUAGAGCUCCACAUCCGACUCAAUCAGUUGUGUUCCGAUGAAACUUGCAAACACAACGAUCGAAGUGGACAAUUUUCAUGUGGCAUUAUACAUGCCCCGGCCAACACCAAUCACUUUUUCCAUAUUUCUGGUGACAAAGAGGUUAAAUGUACAUGA
Molecule: messenger RNA, 519 nt
Organism: Melampsora larici-populina 98AG31
Lineage: Eukaryota; Fungi; Basidiomycota; Pucciniomycetes; Pucciniales; Melampsoraceae
Exons: 5
Coding region: 1-519 (172 amino acids)
Source: RefSeq, a predicted model, not a curated record